CGCAAAACGUGGCCGAGCUAUUGCGAUAUUUGCAGGCUGCCCUGAGACGCCCCAGGCAAGGAUCCUAAAUCCUGACAGAGCUUUGUGGAGCCCAGUUCUGGCAGGUUCCCAGGACUCGAAGCCACCAGAACCUACAUGGAACCAAGGGCCUCAUGUCCAGCUGCUGCACCCUUGGUAGAGAGACAGUUCCAUGUUCUUGUGGGUGUCACUGGGAGUGUUGCAGCCCUGAAGUUACCUCUUCUGGUGUCAAGGCUUUUAGACAUUCCUGGUCUGGAAGUAGCAGUGGUCACAACUGAAAGAGCCAAACAUUUCUACAGCCCCCAGGACAUUCCUGUCACCCUCUACAGUGAUGCUGAUGAAUGGGAGAUGUGGAAGUGCCGGUCUGACCCAGUUCUUCACAUUGACCUGCGGAGGUGGGCAGACCUUAUGCUGGUGGCUCCUCUUGAUGCCAACACUCUGGGGAAGGUGGCCAGUGGCAUCUGUGACAACUUGCUUACCUGUGUCAUCCGGGCCUGGGACCUCAGAAAGCCCUUGCUCUUCUGCCCAGCAAUGAACACCGCCAUGUGGGAGCACCCCAUUACCUCACAGCAGGUGGGCCAGCUCCAGGCCUUUGGCUAUAUCGAGAUCCCCUGUGUGGCCAAGAAGCUGGUGUGUGGAGACAAAGGUCUGGGGGCCAUGGCUGAGGUGAGCACCAUUGUGGACAAAGUGAAGGAAGUUCUCUCCCAGCAUGCUGGCUUUCAGCAGAGUUGAACCUAGGAUCUCUCAUGUGUGUUUCUCUGCACCCAGUGUGUUUUCAGGCCGAGUCACUGAAGGUGGACAUUGGCAAAGUAUGGCCUUUGCUGAGUAGGGGUCUAGCCUGGGCCUGCUCCACAAUCUUCAAAGGCUUGACUUUCCCCAGGUUAAAUGGACCAAAGGCCCAGGUCUCAACUUCUUUCAGCCAGGAAACACCCGCUAUCUGGAGCUUCUCCCCACCUUUUCCUGGAAUAGGCCCAGCAAGCCAGAGGAACAAGCUGCUAUAUUGCUCCUGUGCCUCUGGGAGGGGACUGAAGAGUGGCUGACCAGCCUUGAUUCUGCAUGGUGCCCAGGAUCCGCUUUUAGAAACUGCCUCAGCUUGAGAUCCCAGUGUGGUGGACGCCUGGCCAGGCCUUUGGAGCUUCAGCUGCUGUGCAGAGUAAAGAAAGCCUGCAAGUUGGCAAGACCCUGAAAUUUCCCACAGACCAUGCUGUAAGAUUGGGUAUACUGGGGAAUAAAGUAAA
Messenger RNA from Molossus molossus (Pallas's mastiff bat), 1256 nucleotides. It is a transcript of the gene PPCDC, whose product is annotated as phosphopantothenoylcysteine decarboxylase. Gene Ontology annotation, biological process: coenzyme A biosynthetic process. The transcript is spliced from 6 exons. Gene Ontology annotation, cellular component: phosphopantothenoylcysteine decarboxylase complex. The record is from RefSeq and is a predicted model, not a curated record. The coding region runs from base 136 to 750 and encodes 204 amino acids. Lineage: Eukaryota; Metazoa; Chordata; Mammalia; Chiroptera; Molossidae. Gene Ontology annotation, molecular function: phosphopantothenoylcysteine decarboxylase activity; FMN binding.